Hippocampus comes (tiger tail seahorse) is the source of this 2050-nucleotide messenger RNA. It is a transcript of the gene lpar4, whose product is annotated as lysophosphatidic acid receptor 4. The record is from RefSeq and is a predicted model, not a curated record. The transcript is spliced from 3 exons. NCBI's taxonomy places the organism in Eukaryota, Metazoa, Chordata, Actinopteri, Syngnathiformes, Syngnathidae. Bases 484 to 1548 code for a protein of 354 amino acids. Gene Ontology annotation, cellular component: plasma membrane. Gene Ontology annotation, molecular function: lysophosphatidic acid receptor activity. Gene Ontology annotation, biological process: phospholipase C-activating G protein-coupled receptor signaling pathway; positive regulation of Rho protein signal transduction.
CCUGUGGCCGUGGAAGCUUGGCUCCGCUCGCUGGCACGCUCACACGCGCACGCGCACUGGGGGCGAGCAAGAGAGGCAAUCCCCGCAGACGCCACAAGCAGAAAACACACGCGGCUGAAAAGAUUCCUGGAAAAGAAGCUCGCUUAGGUGUCAAACAAAAGAAAACGAGAAUCGCACCUUACACGGAAGUCAAGUGUCAGACACUCGGCCAGAUGCAGUGAGAAAGAAGUGCGAAGUAUGGAGUUUAUCUUGUGACAGCUGCUUUACAUUACGCAGCUACCAAAGAGGAGAGCUGUCACCAUCCCUUCAUUACAGAGGACCCAGCAUCCUGUCCGCUCCUUUUAUCCGUCCAUGAUGGCUUGGGGAACACUUGACUUGGGGAUCUCCGGCUGACACCUCUAAUCCAAACAUAUCGGCGCCCUUUCCCCCUUCCGACAAUAUUCGGCUCUGAGUCCGUUCCUCUGAGCCCGCUCCACCGUCACCAUGGCGAGUUUGGCGCUCAAUGAGACUGGGAUGGAGGACUGCGGCAUUGACGACUCCUUCAAGUACAAUUUAUAUUCCGUGGUCUACAGUGUGGUCUUUGUCUUGGGCCUCAUCACCAACUGUGCUGCGCUCUUUGUCUUCUGCUUUCGCAUGAAAAUGCGUAACGAGACGACAAUGUUUAUGACUAAUUUAGCGCUAUCCGAUUUAGUGUUUGUUUUUACGUUGCCGUUCAAAGUCUUCUACAACGUGAACCGCCACUGGCCAUUUGGAGACGGACUGUGUAAGGUUUCAGGAACGGCCUUCAUCACUAACAUCUACGGCAGCAUGCUCUUCCUCACCUGCAUCAGCGUCGACCGCUUCCUGGCGAUAGUCUACCCUUUUCGCUCCCGCUCCAUCCGCACGCGCAGGAACGCCGCAAUGGUGUGUGCAGCUGUGUGGCUGACCAUUGUGGGAGGAGGGAUAUCAGUCACCUUCUUCUCUACCAUCAACAGUACAAAUAGAGCCACAGCCUGUUUCGAAGGCUUCUCCAAGAGCACCUGGAGGACGUACCUUUCCAAAAUCACCAUCUUUAUUGAGAUUGUGGGAUUUCUACUUCCCCUGCUGGCCAACUUGGUAUGUUCUUCGCUGGUUCUCAGGACACUGCGUCGCCCAGUGACGGUUGGCCACGGCUGUGACAGCAAGAGACGCGUCUUGAGGAUGAUUCUCGUCCAUCUCGGCAUCUUCAUUAUAUGCUUCGUCCCUUAUAACUCGAUUCUCUUUCUGUAUGCCCUGGUGAGGACCCAGGCCUUAGCUAACUGCUCCGUGGAACGUUUUGCACGAACCCUGUACCCUAUCACUCUGUGCCUGGCAAGUCUCAACUGCUGCCUCGACCCUGUGGUGUACUACUUCACUUCUGAGAGCUUCCAAAAAAGUUUGACCUUGGGGAACAAAGGAUCCGGCUCUCGGCCUGAGAGCAUUCCCCGUAGCGACACCGAGACACAGGACACAGCAAACACUCUACCAAGAGACACGCACACUUUGGCGAGGAACGGAAAAGACACGAAAGUCGCCGAGAGUCAGUUUUGACCAAAUGAAGAAAUGAUAGACAAGGACAAGUGGGUAUAAGAGACCCUGGAUUUGAAAUGUAAAGCAUCAGCUGGUUGGUCCUUGAAGUGGCAAAUGCAUAACUCAGCAGAUUAGUCCUGUUGUAAAUCCUAAACUAUGGUCUGGGCUUUACCAAUUAAUCCGCCACUUGGGAGCCCAAGAAUAUAUGUGUUUAUUACACAGAGAAGCAGCCACGCCAGGACAACAGUGAUCGUCCUUGGGACAGAAAAGACUCUUGAACCUCAAAUGACUCAGACAUUAAUACGCACUCUCAUGCACUGGAUUUUCAGAUUUGAUAUUAAUGACUUUUAUAACGCACUAAGCCCAUACAUAUCUUUUAUUGUCUUCAGUUCAGGCUUUUGCAGUAAAGUAUGUCAGUGUUAUGACACAAUUUUGGCUCAUUCUUAUUAUUUAGCCAAUUUGGAGAGAGAAAAAAAAUGUGUCAUGUGUCAAGUUCGGGGCCAUUAAAUGAAAAGGAAAAAUG